Messenger RNA from Anopheles maculipalpis, 2404 nucleotides. Its product is annotated as coronin-B-like. Gene Ontology annotation, molecular function: actin filament binding. Lineage: Eukaryota; Metazoa; Arthropoda; Insecta; Diptera; Culicidae. The record is from RefSeq and is a predicted model, not a curated record. Gene Ontology annotation, biological process: actin filament organization. The transcript has 8 exons. Bases 2 to 2404 code for a protein of 800 amino acids.
CAUGCUGGAGCUACUAGAUCCCGACAUUGGCGGGGAGAUGCAGCUCGCCCGGCCGGCCACGGCUGCCACUACCCGGUCCGCGCUGGAAGCGAUCAAGAAAAAGUUUGAACUUGCAGCUGCCGCCGCCAGUGCUGACAUGAGCGAGAAGCAUCUGUUGGAGAAGGGAAAGGAAGUGAAGCCGAAGGUGGUUGGGUCGGCGGGAGUUCCAUCGACCCCGGACGGAAUCGAACCGUCACCGGCUAAACCACCCUCGGCCACUGGAUUGAUUGAUUCCCGUGGGUGCGCCAAACCAGCAAAAAAGUUCGGCGGAACUCGCAGCGAGUUCGUCGGUAAACUGCGUGCCCUCUGUGAAGCGGGCGGUGUAACGGGCCUCGCCGGUAACGGAGGCACAGGAGGAGGAGGUGGCUGCGGAGGUUGUGGGGUAGGUGGUGGUGGAGGAGGCGUUGAAGAAAAGCGUAUCAGCAAAAGCACCGACGACAUUGCAGAUAGUGACGAGCGCGACAUGACCAACACACAGCUCUGGUUCCGUGGCGUGCGGCCAUCAAAGUUCCGGCACGUGUACGGCCUGCCAACGCGAAAGGAAUGUUGCUACACCGACAUCAGUGUCGUGCGCAGCGGCAACGAUGGGAACUUCUGUGCCGUCAACCCAACAUUCCUGGCAAUAGUGGCCGACACGACGUUCGUUGUCAUCCCGAUCGCCACAACCGGCCGAAUCGAUUUCCAGUGCUGCAAGGUGAUUGGGCAUGCGGGUCAGAUUCUCGAUCUGAAGUGGAACCCUUUCGACGAUCACACGAUUGCGUCUGCAUCCGAUGAUUGUACGAUUAAAAUCUGGAACAUUCCGGAAGGAGGUUUAGCCAACAACCUGACUACCUACGUGACGGAGCUGGUUGGCCACAAGCGCAAGGUGCUGCACAUCGAAUGGCAUCCAACGGCCGCGAAUGUGUUGCUGAGUGCCGGUUUCGAUCAUACCGUGUGCGUGUGGGACAUUGGAAAUUCCGAUCGUCCGCUGCUCAACGUCAUCGACUGUCACGUCGACAUGAUCUACAGUCUCGCUAUCAACCGGGAUGGGUCGAUGAUUGCUACCACGUCGAAGGAUAAGAAGCUGCGCGUGAUCGAACCACGGAGUGGAAUUGUCGUCUCGGAGGGCAUCUGUCAUAUGGGUACCAAAUGUUCGAAGGCAGUAUUUCUGGACAAUGGACGCAUCCUGACGACGGGCUUCUCGCGUCAUUCGGACCGUCAGUACGCCGUCUGGGAUCAGCACGACCUAAGGAAACCGCUCACGCAGGAGGUGAUUGAUAGUUCGAGCGGUAUCGUCACGCCGUACUACGACUACGACACACGCAUGGUGUACCUAGCGGGCAAGGGUGAUGGUAACAUCCGGUACUACGAGGUGGUAGACGAGCCACCGUACGUGCACUAUCUGAACCAAUUUCUGUCCGGCCAGCCACAGAAAGCUCUCGGCUUUAUGCCGAAACGUGGCCUGAACGUACACCAGUGUGAGGUGUUCCGCUUCUACAAGCUACAUGCGGCCGGUAACAUCUGCGAACCCAUCUCGAUGAUCGUACCACGCAAGUCCACAUUGUUCCAGAGCGAUCUCUACCCAGACACACUAGCAAACGUGCCAGCGAUCGGCGCGAAGGAGUGGUUCCAGGGUCGCAAUGUUUCGCCGAUCCUAAUGUCGAUGAAGACGGGUGAAUCGAUCAUGAUGGAGGUGUCGAAUGGCAAAUCGAACCGUAACAGUACAGAGUCAAAGAUUCAACGAACACAUUCCAUCCAUCUUGCGAACGGAAACCAACCGAACGGUGGUACUAACACGAACGGCCACACUGGAUUACUGAUGUCGAACGGAAUCGAUCGAAGCCACCUGCAGCAACAGCAGCACCUGCAGCAGCAGAAUGGUACUUACGGAUCGAACCUAACCAAUGGCAACAACAAUCAUCCUUUGAGCGUCAAACAACAGCAGCAACAUUCGACCAACAAAGAAAACGAACUACUGGACAACCGCAAGAUGGAUAACAAUACGAAGAAGUUUGCCUUCCUCUCGCAACCGACCAUUCCUGACUAUCGACCACAAACGAUUAUCGAGAAAAGCCAGAAAACGUCCACCAACCAGAGUACAAAGUUUCACCAACUGCAGGCAAUCUUUGGGCAGCAAACCACAAACCACAAGGACAUUGCUAACCUGCAAAACAAUCUGCUCAGUAACUCGCGCAACAGCUCCCGUAAUAGUUCACUCGAAAACAUCAAUCUGCUUAACUCGGAAAAUGAGCUCCGGAAGGCGUUUAACAAGCAGGCGGACGAAAUCAAGAGCCUGCGCAAAACGCUCAAUCUGUCCGAGAAGCGUGUGCGCGAGCUAGAAACGGAAGUGAAGCGGCUACAGCAGCAACUAAAGCAACACCAAUAA